AUGCAAUCGCUCAAAGCACUGGAUACUCACGAUGCGACACAAAAAGUUCGCCAAUUUCUCGAAAAGUCAGAACAGAGUGUCACCAGUGUGGAGUCUGCUGAGCUGAGCUUUUCGUCGAGACUAUGUUCAAAUAUCCUUGAGCUCUUUCGGGAAGUCUUUCUGCUGCUGUCCAACUCGGAUACUCCUUUCCUAUCACGAGCAGAAUAUAUCAGUUUGGAACGCAGUUUCGGUCAGCUCAAGCUAUGGUCAGAUGGAUAUGGCGUAUCGACCGGAGAGCUGGAUGAUCUGCUUGACAAAUCGAGACUAUUGCGGAGGGAUACUCUCAAGCUUCUUCGGAGCAUUGGAAUUAACUUAACGGAACGCCUCUUACCGCAGCUCUUCGGCAAGUCUUCCAUGACGGAGUCGCUGGGACUGAUUAGCAAUGGAUUAAAGGCUGUUCUUGAGUCGUACCACGACGACGAUGGUGAAUCAACGUCCAGCGGCGAAUCUGACGAUUCCUUGGAGGAUAACGUUCAAGAAAUGACAAAGGACCUUCAAACCGAUACUCUCUGUUUGAUGGAGCUCGGCGAAUUAUUCAGAGAACCCGUUGUAGACAGUGUCAGGGAUGCAGAGACAUCGGCUUCGCACGAAGCUUUGUUGGGUUGGGCGCCAUAUCAAGCCUUCUGCGAUAAGGUCGGAACUCGGUUUCCUCUGGCUGUCCAACUUCUGGUGGCCCGGUUAGGGAAGGCAAACUACGAAAGAUGUAUCAGGUGCCAACAAUUACGACACAAUCAAGAGAUCAAAACGGUAACAGAAGACUCGAGAAAUCCGCCGUUGUAUCUUGCCCCGAAAGGCUCAACGUUCCACGACUCAGGCCUAGGUUCCUCGAUCCCCUCUGCCACCUCUUAUGCAGAGACAAUGUUGUCGUACGGAAGCACAAAUGGACGUUCCGUACAUGUUCCUGCCCUCCCUUCUGACGGAAAAUCUAGGAAGCCAUUCGCCUGUCUUGUCUGCGGUAAACUCGUGAAUAUCUCAAACAACUCAGCCUGGAAACAACACAUCUAUUCCGAUCUCCGGCCAUGGCUUUGUCUUGACAUGUCGUGCUCAAAUGGAGACACGUCUUUUGAAAAUAGAAAUGACUGGAUCUCUCAUUUGGCACUGGAUCAUAACCUAGAGCCUAGGUGGAGGUCGUUCGAAUGCCCUUUGUGCCAUGCUGAGACUGGAGCCGGAAAGGUCGCAGUCACGAGGCACCUCGAAGCUCACCUUGAGGAGAUCUCUCUUGCUGCACUUCCCAUUGAUGUGGACUCUGAAAGCGACUCAGAGAGUGACGAUGAACGCGAUGCUGAUCUGGGGAGCCGUGAAGGUCAAUCCGAGACAUUACUGGAGGCAAUGCUAGCUGAUCCCCUGGCACCUUUGACACCCGCAGAAUACGGAAUUCGAGGUUCCCCGCAAUACAAAAGCAAUUUACGUGCAGUCCUGGACUGGAGGAAGAGUAUGCUCAGCGGCCCCCAGCCGUCGCCGCUCAGAGAGAACUUACUGGCAGAGCUCGAUGACAAGGCAGAUCAAAGACCUAUUUCCCAGAUCAAGGGAACUUCGGACUCUCCUGAGAAGCACCACCAAAACACGGACAGCAGCAAUGGAGAAUGUAGCGGCGAACGCACUCCUGCAGUGAAGCCCCUCCCGACACAUUCAUCAGCUCCAUUAGGCCCGAAGGCGUUCGAUGGCACCAUAACGGAUGUGUACGGCGAUAAGCUGUACAGCCCGCACUCUGCUAUUACCGACACUGCUGGCAAUGCUUUAGGUUUCUCUUCGGUGACUCCCAGUCGGCCUUCUUCGCCGCUGGGGUCGAAGCAGGGAUCGACGACUAACCUGCAAGGUGCUACGGGCAACCAAGCCGAUAGCAAUACCCCGACUACGUGUACAAACUGCUUCACACAAAUCACUCCACUGUGGCGCCGUAACUAUGAGGGCCAAAUUAUUUGCAACGCCUGUGGCUUGUUCUUGAAGUCGCGCGGUUUCGCUCGACCGUCGAGUUUCAAGACGGACGUUAUCAAGAAGCGUAACCGAGGACCUGGAGCCAACCCUCCAGUCGGCGGAACAAGCACUACCUCGGCUUCGCCACAGACACAAGCGCAGAUAGUCACGUCGCCAGAUAACAGUGUCUUUGUCCCAACGCCCCGCGCUCGCAAAUGA
Molecule: messenger RNA, 2172 nt
Organism: Pestalotiopsis fici W106-1
Lineage: Eukaryota; Fungi; Ascomycota; Sordariomycetes; Amphisphaeriales; Sporocadaceae
Exons: 3
Coding region: 1-2172 (723 amino acids)
Biological process (GO): positive regulation of transcription by RNA polymerase II; negative regulation of transcription by RNA polymerase II
Molecular function (GO): RNA polymerase II cis-regulatory region sequence-specific DNA binding; DNA-binding transcription factor activity, RNA polymerase II-specific; zinc ion binding
Source: RefSeq, a predicted model, not a curated record